Molecule: messenger RNA, 757 nt
Organism: Colletes gigas
Lineage: Eukaryota; Metazoa; Arthropoda; Insecta; Hymenoptera; Colletidae
Product: dTTP/UTP pyrophosphatase
Exons: 4
Coding region: 140-757 (205 amino acids)
Molecular function (GO): nucleoside triphosphate diphosphatase activity
Source: RefSeq, a predicted model, not a curated record
CUGUCUACGUUGCACGUGUUUCUAAAAGACUAAUUUCGCGUGUAACUACGAAACAAAAGUAACAAAUUACAGGUCUAUUCAAAAUCUAUGCAGGAAACUUUAUUAUUCAAUUGAUUCGUUAGAGAAAAUAAAAAGGGUGAUGUUACAGCAAACAGUGCAAGCUUUAACAACAAACAGAGUUGUUUUAGCCAGUGGGUCUCCCAGACGAUACAAAAUAAUAAAACAAUUGGGUAUUAAUGCGGAGGUAGUACCUUCGGAGUACGAUGAGAACUUGAACAGUUCUGCGUAUAAAAAUUAUGGGGAAUACGUCCAAGAUUUAGCAAAGUAUAAAGUACAAGAAGUAUACGACAGAUUAUCAGGAGAUCCUGUCCAGCCUUCUUUGAUAAUUGGUGCUGAUACUAUGGUCACAAUGGGUGAUAUCAUUUAUGGCAAACCAAAGAACGAGUCGCAUGCAUUUGAAAUGUUGACGAGUUUAGCGAAUAAAGAACAUAUAGUUUACACGGGAGUGUGUUUGAAAACACCAAAGGCGGAGGUAAACUUUUAUGACUCUGCAAUAGUAAAGUUUGGAGACAUAUCCAAAGAACAAAUAGAGACAUACAUACAAACAGGAGAACCUUUGGAUAAAGCUGGAGGAUAUGGUGUGCAAGGGUUAGGUGGCUGUCUAGUUGAGAAAAUCAAUGGUGAUUUUUAUACCGUAAUGGGUAUACCUCUGUAUUCGAUGACAAAACGAUUAAACGAACUUUUCUCUAAUAAAUAA